AUGGUUGAUCCCCUUAUUUUACAGAAUGAACCUACUCACAUUUCUUGUGAUUCCUCUGCAAAAUUUGUCGAAGAGACCUUUAUUGUAAAUAGCAUGAUGACCUGUGAUAAAAACCUGCCUUCUUUUGAUGGAGAAGGAAGUGAGACUUUCAAAUCUGCUGUUACAUAUUUAGUAAAGUUAAAUUCUGUGGAUAUCCUUGCCAUUUGUGAACCUAGAGUUCAAUUUUUAAAAUCUAAGACUGCUCUUCUUCAGCUAGGUUUCACUGAUUUUAAAAUUGCUGAAGCUAAUGGUUUUUCUGGGGGUCUUUGGCUUCUGUGGAAUAAAAAUAAGGUUUUGGUUGAUUAUGUCGAUCAUAACUCUCAAUCCAUCUCUGUUAAAAUCUCUCUUCUUGGUAAACCUGACUGGUUAUUGACUGUUGUUUAUGGUAGUCCUACUCACACUAUUAGAGCCAAUCUUUGGUCCUAUUUUGAAGAUCUUUUUGCACGUGUCAACCUUCCUAAUAUGCUUAUUGGAGAUUUCAAUGAGCUUGUUGCUACUUCUGAGAAGAGUUAUGGGUCUCUUUCUGGGAGAUUUGGGGGUAUGAGAGAGUGGAUUAACAGAAGUGCUAUGAUUGACAUGGGAUUUUUUGGCUCCUGCUAUACUUGGUCAAAUAAAAGAGUUAAAGAAAGGCUUGAUAGGGGUCUUUGUAGCUGUUCUUGGAGAAGCUCUGUUCCUGAGGCUUUUAUUUCUCAUCUCCCUAGAACUAGAUUUGAUCAUUGCCCUAUUCUUAUGCAAUUGCAAUCCAAUAAUUAUAUUAAUAGAAAUGCAGUUCCUUUCAGGUUUCAGGCAAUGUGGUUUUCACAUGAUUCAUAUGCUGAGUUUGUUGUGAACACUUGGAACUCUCUCUCGGGUCCUUUUUCCUCAAAGAUCAAGAAGAUGGCAGCUGCUCUCUCUAAUUGGAAUAAGGAGGUGUUUGGUCACUUGUUUCAGAAGAAAAAGAAGCUUCUUGCUAGAAUUGGUGGGAUUCAAAGAGCAAGAGAUAGGUAUGAGAAUCCCUUUCUCAUUAAUCUUGAAGCUGAACUUAUUCAUGAGUAUGAGAAAAUCAGAGAUCAAGAGUGCAUAUUUUGGAAGCAAAAAUCUAGAGACAAUUGGAUUCAAGGGGGUGACCGAAACACCAAAUAUUUUCAUUUAACCACUCUUGUUAGAAGACGAAAAAAUAAAAUUGAAGGCUUAUUUGAUUGCCAUGGUAACUGGUUUGUUGAUGCUGAUUCUAUGACAAAAAUUGCCGUGGGCUUUUUUAGUGAUCUUUUCUCCCAGCCUGAUUUAGAAGAUAGUAGAAUAACCAUUCCUUGGUUAUUUUAUGAGAUUGAGAAUGAGUCAUUGCUUCAGACUGCUAAACAUGUCACUCUUAUUGAGUCCAGUUCCAUUCUUGUCGGAUUGAAUCACACCAUUCUUGCUCUAAUCCCAAAGACUGAUGGUCCUCAACAUAUGGUCAAUUUCAGACCAAUAAGCUUAUGUACUACUGUCUACAAGAUCAUUUCCAAAAUCAUUGUGGCAAGAAUCAGACCUCUUAUGCAGGAUUUAAUCAGUCCAAAUCAGGUCAGCUAUGUGCCAAGGAGACAAAUUUCAGAUAAUAUUAUGAUUGCUCAUGAGGUUCUCUUCAAGUUCAAGAAAUCUUCUGGUAAACUUGGUUUCUUUGCUUGGAAAGUUAAUCUAUCGAAGGCUUAUGAUAGAUUGAAUUGGAAUUUCAUUGAGAUGUCUGUAGUUGAUUAUCAUAAGUGGAAACCUGUUUCUGCUUCUCAAUCUGGGCCAAAGAUUUCACACUUAUUCUUUGUUGAUGAUCUCAUGUUGUUUGCUGAGGCCACUCCAUUCCAAGCCUUCAUUUUGAAAAAAUAUCUGGAUACUUUAUGUGCUCUCUCUAGGAACAUUGCUUAUACCAUCAGUAAGACAUGUGGUUCUCCUAUUACUGAAGACCUUGGAAAAUACUUGGGAAUGCCUUUAAUUCACUCUAGAACCAACAAAUUCACCUAUAUUGGGAUUGUGGAUAAGGUUCAAAAUAGGCUUUCAAGUUGGAAAAGUAAAGUGGUUACUAUGGCAGGUAGAUUGACCUUGGUCCAAUCGGUCACUUUUGACAUUCCUUUUUAUGCAAUGCAAACUGCAAAGCUGCCUAUUAGUCUUUGUGAAAAAAUUGAUAAGUUGAACAGAGAUUUUAUAUGGGGUGAUAUUGAAAACAAAAGGAGAGUGCACUUGAUGAAUUGGGACACUAUUUGCAGGCCCAAGCAGCUUGGUGGAUUAGGAAUUAAAAAAACUGCAGAAAUGAAUCAAGCUAUACUUGCUAAAAUUGGUUGGAGAUUGUUUUUGAAAGAUAGUGGUCUGUGGGCCAAUAUGUUCUCUUCUAAAUAUCUUGUUCAUGGUAGUUUGUUUGAAAGUGACUAUAAACCUCCUUCUAACCGUUCUAGUUCGUGGAGGAGUGUCAUGGCUGGAGCUAUUCUGAUCAAUAAGAAUCUUAAAUGGCGUAUUAGUAAUGGCAAAUGCAUCAAAUUUUGGUAUGACUUUUGGCUUUUUUCUCAAGGGUUGAGAAAGUUUUCUAUUUCUGAUGCUGUUGUCAAUGAUUAUACUUGUAUUAGUGAUUUUUGGGAUGAUGAGGGAUGGAGCUUCUCUCUCCUUAGUGUUGCUUUGCCUACUGAUAUUGUGGGUUUAAUCAUGAAUGUCCCUGCUGCGUUUGAUGAUUCCAUUCCUGACUCUAGAAUCUGGGGCUCUACUUCUAAUGGUACUUUUUCUGUCAAGUCUGCUUAUAAUUCUUUAUUUGACUUGACUGAACCUGUGAACCCUCAAUGGAAAACUAUUUGGUCUCUCAGUAUUCCUCCUAAAUUGAAAACUUUCUUUUGGACUGUGUUGCAUAAAAAGCUUCUUACUAAUGUUCAGAGAGCUACUAGGGGCUUCACUCAUGAUAAAACAUGUCCCAUUUGUCAUUCUGGUGAUGAAACUUUGCUUCAUCUCUUAAGGGAUUGUCCUAGAGCUAUGUUGAUUUGGAAAUCCUUUUUAAAACCUGGUAACUUGUUGAACUCUUUCACCUUGGACUGGAAUGGAUGGAUUUAUGCUCAACUGCACUGCCACUCUUUGGUUAGAGAUAAUAUUCAGUGGUGUAUUCUCUUUAUUUUUAUUUGCUGGUUCAUAUGGAAGUGGAGAAAUAAGCAAAUUUUUGAGAGCAAUUUUGUUAUGCCUAUCUGUUUUGAGAAGAUCAUCUGGGAGUAUGCAAUUGAAUGGAAAAAUGCUCAAAAUAGAGCUAGCUCUAGUUCUAUGUUCAGCUAUACUAUGCUAUCUUGGAAAAUGCCCCCUGAAAAUUUUUUCAAGCUCAACACUGAUGGCACUAGAGCUACAGUCUCAGGCAAAAUUGGUGCAGGUGGGGUAAUUAGAGACCAUUUGGGAAUUUGGAUCACUGGAUUUCAAGUGAAUUUGGGAAUUGGUGAGAUUCUUGAUACAACUGUGAACUUAUUCAAUCUGGGAAUAAUACGUUCCCCAUUUUCUUUAUCUUUAGAAUUACACUGUUUAAAAUAA
Argentina anserina (silverweed cinquefoil) is the source of this 3537-nucleotide messenger RNA. RefSeq lists its product as uncharacterized. Lineage: Eukaryota; Viridiplantae; Streptophyta; Magnoliopsida; Rosales; Rosaceae. The coding region runs from base 1 to 3537 and encodes 1178 amino acids. The transcript is spliced from 5 exons. The record is from RefSeq and is a predicted model, not a curated record.